AUGAAUGGUCAAGAGCAAGCAGUUGGCAUUGUUGACUGCAAAGAUACCGCAGAUGCGGCCCAGCUGGCCACGACCAGUGGCGCUCUGUCAGACUAUGUCAAGGUGCGCACGGUGGGGCGAGGAAGCUUUGGUGAGGCCCUCCUGGUGAAACAUCGCAGCUCCGGCCAGAUGUCCGUGCUGAAGCGCGUCCGCCUGGAGGGCAGCAGCGAUGCGGCGGCUGCGGCCGAGAGCGCGGCACGGGAGGCGCAAGUGCUUCAGAAACUGCGGCAUCCGCACAUUGUGGAGUUCUUGGGGGCCUUUGUAGACAACUCGCGGGAUUCCAGUGGUGGCACGCUCUGCUUGCUGAUGGCCUUCUGCGAAGGAGGUGACCUGCAGCACAGACUUCAGAAAGUCCGGCAGGAGUGCCGCCGGCUCCCCGAGCUCCCCGCGCUGCGCUGGUUCGACGAGCUCUGCAGCGCACUGGCCUACGUGCACCAACACCAGGUCUUGCACCGUGACCUCAAACCAUCCAACAUCUUCCUCUCUGGCAGAAGUGGUGGCAGCGCCCACCACAUCCACGAAGAGGAGUCGGUGUCGAUCGGAGACUUUGGGGUCAGCCGGCCUUUGACCCACUCGAUGGAGCUGGUGACCACAAUGGUGGGAACACCAUGCUACUUGAGUCCUGAGGUGUGCAAAGGCAAGCCCUACUCCUACAAGUCCGACAUUUGGUCCUUGGGAUGUGUGCUGUUUGAGAUGAUGGCGCUGCGCCCACCGUUUGGGACGGCACCAAACCUGGAGGCAUGCUUCAAGAAUCGCAAGACUUUUGCCUGGCGGAUGGCUUUACACCAGGAACCUUGCUUAGCUCUGUUCAUUGCAGCUCCCCGGCAGGCUUUGGUGAAUCGGAUAGUCCGCGCAGAUGUGACCUUGCCGGAACACCUCACGCACGAUUAUCCGGAGGCAUCUCGCUGUACACGUGCAAUGCUUCGCCAGCAGCCAGAUAGAAGACCAACUGCGCACUCAUUGUUAAAUCGUCCACGGCUUCAACCUCCAGGGUAUGACUUGCCGGGAAUGCACUCUGCGGAGUCGCCAUCGACGCCAUCAACGCCGCCGACUGCAUCAAUACAGCUGGCACCACCAUACAAAGCCUUCGAGCCUCCAGGGCGCACUGAGAACUCCCAGGCAUCGAAGCAGAAGCUCGUGGCAGCACAGGCGGCUGUUGCAGCAGCCAAUGCCGCGGUCAAGGCGGCAGCCCUCUCACCGCGCACUCGAGGGCGGGCAAAGCUGGCUAAUCAGAUCCUGGAAGCAGAGUCAGAGGGUGCCGCGAAAGUGUUGGAAGAGUGCACCGAUGCUGACAGGCCAUGCCAUCGUGGGGCGGGACAGAAGGGCGUCAUUACAGACGUUCCCUUGUCGGGACGUUCUCGCCGCCAAGCAAAUGCUGGGUUUCAUGGUAACGCUAGUCCCGCGCACCCGACAUACCCGGCUUCGCCCAGCGUGGCAAUUAGCACCGGCCGGCCUGCUAACACGGACGGGGCCAACGUUCGCUCCUGCUCCGGAGACGUCCGGCCACGUCAGCCCUACUGUAGUCUAGUUGGACAGCCGCAGCCGCUGUCCGCAAGACAGAAGGCCGGAUGCAUGUGUGCAGCAUUUUUUUGGAUAUAG
This is a messenger RNA of Symbiodinium pilosum, 1638 nucleotides long. Lineage: Eukaryota; Dinophyceae; Suessiales; Symbiodiniaceae. The record is from the annotation of a GenBank genome assembly.